AAUGCCCGGGGUGGGUGAGCGGUUGGUAUAAUUUACGGAUGGAGGCUGGGGAUGUGCCCUGCUGCUCCCCCUCCGCGCCUGCCUUCCCCAGUACGCGGUUUUGUCACGAAACUCUGCGUCCGUGAUUUCCUACACAGCUGCUGCCGGGGAGGCGUUGGGGACAGUGCGUGUGACAAUCCCGGGCACGCGGGUGAGGCUUGCGGUGAGGGGUAACCAGCCCUUCGGGGCUGUGGGACAGCGGCUGCUUCGUGCUCAGCAGCCUCGGCCUAAGCACAGUGCUCGGUGUGCUGUCCUGGGUAGGUUAAAAAAACCCCAAAACAAGUCUUUUAAAGGAUCAGCUAGAUCAAUGCACUUCAGGUUUCUGAAGCGUGUGGAUUCCUUAAUGUGUCUCUAUCUCUAUUGGAUACGAAGAAGCUUUUCAAGGCUCUGUCUGAAGCUGAGGCUGGGAUUUCUGCACCAUUUAUCAGCUGCUGGGAGUCCUGCAAGUCCUUUAGUACGGCUAUAACACAUAAGGAUGGAAUGCAGAUUGAUUUUCAUCCUGAUGUAGCAAAAUCUUCAGCGUCUGUCUUUUGCACGAAAUCAGGAAUGUAGCCUAGCGUUUGGCCAGCUUCUGAAGGCCCUAGUUCUCUGUCUUAAUUUUUUAAGCUGUAAUAUAAGCCAUAUGAUGGUUUCUUAAAAUACUUCUUGUUUUGCAUAGCUUCCCCGCAGCAGUGUCUUCAGUAGCAACUGGAGGACAUACCAGCUGUUUAUUUCUUUAUUCCAUAUGUUCUUGUCGUCUUUGGAUGAGCUCAUGGCUAGUCUCUAAGGGGUAAAGUUGAAAUACUCAUGCAGUGUCUUAAGAAGCCACGUGUUACCAAUGUUAGGUCUGGCUGACUUUUAAAUGAUGGUACAGUUUCAUAAUUUGGAAGGCGCUGUGAGAGCAUCUUGUAUAAUGUUUGCUUAAAGGAAACGUGCUUCCUAGUUUGGGGGGUGGUGGGGAAAGUAUAACGCCAUUCUGGAAAACAAGUACAGUUUCUAAGGAAAAAAUACAGGCAUGCUCGAAAGUAACUUCUGUAACAGUUUUAAAUAGUUUCAACAAGAAUUCCAAGUCUUUAGACUUUCUUCUUUCUCUCUUCCCCACUCCCCAGGAGCCUAAAAUCAAGAAUGGUUGUAGUGUACAGUCACUAAAAACCAAACAAACAAAUUCUUGUUUCAGCAGUUAAUGUGAAUAUAUGCUUGGCAGAGACUUCAAUCUUAUAUUUGACUGCCUUGUUAGUCAUCUGCUUCUGUUUUCCUCUGAGAAUGUGAAGCAGGUAUAACUAGGUUUCAGUUAGUUAUAUGCAUCUUUGUGGAUUGGACUAGGGCUGCUUGCUAUCUGGGUAAGUACAAAGUCAGCUUAGUCUUGUGUGAAUUGCUGUUUUAUGGCUCAGGCUCACACUGUGCUUGCCUUGUAGAGGUAAGCAAAAAGUCACUCAAGAGUUGCUACUGUGAAGCAGUAGCGUUCAGAUCAAACUUUCUUCCAGACCUUCUGUGAUUAAUGCUACAUUUCAAACUUCAGGUCCCCAGAAUGUCUUGCAAUGUGUUCUUACUCAGGUUUUGAUACUAAAUUGGUAAAGUGAGAAUGUGUUUCAUGUGUACCACAUUAAUGUAGUUGAAUGGAUGCUGUCGUUGCGAACACAGUGUAAUUUCUCCAAAAGAACCAAAAAUCGCAUUGAAUUAGUGGUUUCUGCUUUGGUACAUCAAAGCAGGUUAGUGCCUAAGUCUUAGGAGGAAACAUUGGCUUUUGUGCUAACCCUGUAGGGUUUCCUACAGAGCCACUAAUAUGUUUUGCAGAUUCUUGUAAGAAUGUUUGUGGAAGGUCAAAGGAUGAUCUCUCCUAGUUUCUUGUGUUUGGUGCCAGUCAAAAGUUCGUGCCUAGGGAAUGUUGUAAGGUGAGGACAGGCAUUUGAUGCUCAUAAGGAUUGGUGCCUGGAGCAGUAUUACAGAGUUUUCUUGGAGGCCUUUUUGUUCCUGUUUGCGAGAUUGAUGUUAUUCUUAAUGAUGCUGAAACACGAAAACCAGCAGAAAUCAAAACAGAAGAUGGUAAAGUAGAAAAGCAUUUUCUCUUCUAUGAUGGAGAAUCCGUUUCGGGAAAGGUGAACAUCUCCUUUAAACAUGGGAAGAGACUAGAGCACCAAGGAAUUAGAAUUGAAUUUGUAGGACAAAUUGAACUCUUCAAUGACAAAAGCAACACCCAUGAAUUCGUAAACUUGGUGAAAGAACUGGCCUUACCUGGAGAACUGACCCAAAGCAGAAGCUAUGACUUUGAAUUCAUGCAGGUUGAAAAGCCAUAUGAAUCCUACAUUGGUGCCAACGUCAGACUGAGGUAUUUUCUGAAAGUGACAAUAGUGAGACGGCUGUCAGACUUGGUGAAAGAAUAUGAUCUGAUUGUUCACCAGCUUGCUACGUACCCAGAUGUAAACAACUCCAUUAAAAUGGAAGUAGGCAUUGAAGACUGUCUUCAUAUAGAGUUUGAAUACAAUAAGUCAAAGUAUCACUUAAAGGAUGUGAUUGUUGGAAAAAUUUAUUUCCUCUUAGUGAGAAUAAAAAUUCAGCAUAUGGAGUUGCAGCUGAUCAAAAAGGAGAUUACUGGAAUUGGACCCAGUACCACAACAGAGACUGAAACCAUUGCAAAGUAUGAAAUCAUGGAUGGUGCACCAGUUAAAGGUGAAUCAAUUCCUAUAAGACUGUUCUUAGCAGGCUAUGACCCAACUCCAACAAUGAGGGAUGUGAACAAAAAAUUUUCCGUGAGGUACUUCUUAAAUCUAGUGCUUGUGGAUGAAGAAGACAGACGAUACUUCAAACAGCAGGAAAUAAUUUUAUGGAGAAAAGCUCCUGAGAAGCUGAGGAAACAACGGACAAACUUUCACCAGCGAUUUGAAUCUCCGGAAUCACAAGCAUCUGCUGAGCAACCUGAAAUGUGAACUGGUAUAAGGUGAAAAACUUUGCAAUGCUUCAGCAGGUUAAAGGUGGCAGCAGCCUGUGGGAAAAGAAGGCCAAAAUUCCCAUUACGACUGUCUUCCUUCAUCUUGCAGUGCUGCAUUUACCAUACUACUAAAGCGUUCUUCAGUUAAACAUUCAAGUAUGUAUAUACAUUUAAAAUAAAGUGCUUUCUCAAACACUGGAACUUUCUUAAGCUACUAUUUUAUACUGCACAUUUACUUUUAUUUGAUAAUGUUAUAUGCACUUGGGUAUGCAUAAGCUUAAAUCUGGUUAUUUCCAUGCAUGGUAGGCUGGCAUAUUUGAUUUUGCUGAUCACCUGUACAGUGUAGACUAAAGCAUUUCCCUUCUCUCAUGUUGUUUAUUGCAUGUUUCUUUCCAAUGUUGCUUAUUUGCAUUUGUUUUGUUUUGAAACUACAGUAAGACACAACUGACUAAAUCACACUAAAAAUCGAGGUUUAUGGUGAACUGGUCCUAAAGACUUCUAAUUACUACAUUAGACAGGGUUUAACAAACUGCAUGUAUAUGCACUGUGAAUAUGGUAACUGUGGAGCCUUCAGACACCUUACCAAGGUUUCUAAGAAGCUUUGAAUCUGUCAGUAGCAAAGAACGUUAGGAAGCAUCUUUGCCCUCCCUCCCCCAGUUUUCUCUGCCAUACUUCUCCAAGCCUUUCAUGCGAGUCACUCCUGACUUUUGGGGGUUUGUUGCCCUGUAACUAGUGACUGUAGAGAUGUUGUCAUGAUUUCACUUUCAGGUGGUGAGUGGGUAAAGCAUUUGAACAUAAUUAUCCCUUAUUGAUGAAAUAAAUGCUGGUAACAUUGAUUAUUUUGCAAAUACAUGAAACUAUGUGGUUCCUCCUGGCUUCAUGCUUCCGCUGUCUUCACAGUCUGUCUCUUCACUGUCCUGGCAGGAGGCACAGCGUCCUCAAAGGACACCCUCUGCCUACUCCACCUGGGCCUGCUACAAGGGCAAACAAGCUUUUUGUGGUCUGCUGGAAAGAUAUUUUGAAGCCAGGCAGGCCUUAAAACUGCUAGAAGCUUGUCAGAGGCAGCAGAUCGUUUGUCUUAAUCAUCUCGUAUGCAUUUAGUGUAUGAAGAAAUAGCUUAAAGGGGUUAGCCUUCACCCGCUCGCAACUGAGCGUGUCCUCUGUUACCUGGUGUGUGGCUUGGGUGUGAGGCGAGGCCUGCUGUGUGGAAGGCUACUUGCACUUGUAGUUCACUUGGCCUUUAAACCAAGACUUCUCAACUCUGGUGCAAGUGUCAUUGGUAACCUUACUUUAUGAGUAAGUAAAUAAUUGAAUUACAUUUCUGUAAGAACUGUUUUAUUACUGUGGCACUUUGAUAAAGCAGACCAAGACUCUGUACUUUAUGCUGGUAUACUUCUAACGCGGCUAUCUUUGAAUGAGAGCAAAUUUAACUUCCUCAUGUAAGUGCCUGUUCAGAAAUUCAAAGAAUAAAGUGAAAAAAGCCAAAUA
This is a messenger RNA of Falco peregrinus (peregrine falcon), 4432 nucleotides long. It is a transcript of the gene VPS26A, whose product is annotated as VPS26 retromer complex component A. Gene Ontology annotation, biological process: intracellular protein transport; retrograde transport, endosome to Golgi. The record is from RefSeq and is a predicted model, not a curated record. Lineage: Eukaryota; Metazoa; Chordata; Aves; Falconiformes; Falconidae. The transcript is spliced from 9 exons. The coding region runs from base 2292 to 2942 and encodes 216 amino acids. Gene Ontology annotation, cellular component: endosome; retromer complex.